AUGCGUAAAGCAACCUUCAUGGAGCUAUGUGCUGAGCUGGCCCCCGACCUGCAGUGCAAGGACAGCAGAUUGAGAGCUGCCUUUCCAGCUGAGCACAGUUUAUACAAGAAGAAGAUGGGAAAUCAAACCACCAUGAUAGAGUUCCUUCUCCUGGGAUUCUCUGAUGUUCGGGAGCUGCAGAUUUUACACUUUGCAGUGUUUUUAGUGAUUUACCUGGCAGCUUUGUUGGGGAACUUUGUCAUCAUCACAGUCAUAGCUGUUGAUCAGCACCUUCACACCCCCAUGUACUUCUUCCUCGGCAACUUAUCAUUCAUAGACCUCCUCUACAUCUCUGUCACUGUCCCCAAAUCUAUGGUCAAUUCCCUGUGCAACACUAGAGUGAUCUCUCUCCCUGAAUGUGCUGGACAAUUGUUUUCAUUUGUUUCUCUGAUAGCUACCGAACUCAUUUUCCUCACUAUUAUGGCAUUUGACCGCUAUGUUGCAAUAUGCAAACCUCUGCACUAUACAAUCACUGUGAAUAAGAAUCUGUGUCUUAAGUUAGCCUGUGGGUCAUGGGUGGGCUGUGGAUUGUAUUCCGCUUUGCACACUGUAAGUACAUUUUCGCUGCCCUUCUGUGGUUCGGUUAUCAACCAGUUCUUCUGUGAUAUCCCCCCACUGCUGAAUCUCCGUUGCUCCAAGGACAAUAUUAGUGAAACUGUGAUGAUCGCCAUUGGUCUUUGUUUGUGUUUCAGCUGUUUUGCUUUAAUAGCUGUGUCUUAUGUUAAAAUCUUCUCUGCCAUCCUGAAAAUACCUUCCAUUCAGGGUCGGCAUAAGGUCUUCUCCACUUGUCUGCCCCACCUCAUGGUCGUCACUUUAUUCCUCAGUACGAGCAUUUUUGUCUAUAUAGUGCCCACCUCCAACUCGCCAUCUAAGCAAAACCUGGUGGUGGCUGUUUUCUAUACUGUGCUGCCACCACUGAUUAACCCUUUCAUCUACAGCCUGAGAAACCAAGAGAUCAAAAAGGCCCUGGGAAAACUGAUUGGGAGAAAUUUUCAUCCUAACAAUAAAAUGUUCAUCCCUGAAGAAGAGCUCUGUAAGCCACUAGAACCCAGCCAGAGCAGAAUCGUGUGCAUGUAG
Messenger RNA from Trachemys scripta elegans, 1116 nucleotides. Its product is annotated as olfactory receptor 14A16-like. Gene Ontology annotation, cellular component: membrane. Gene Ontology annotation, biological process: G protein-coupled receptor signaling pathway. The transcript has 3 exons. NCBI's taxonomy places the organism in Eukaryota, Metazoa, Chordata, Testudines, Emydidae. The record is from RefSeq and is a predicted model, not a curated record. Gene Ontology annotation, molecular function: G protein-coupled receptor activity; olfactory receptor activity. Bases 1 to 1116 code for a protein of 371 amino acids.